GCUGGUAGAAGUGUGCGAACCGUCUGCGUGGUCGUGGACUGUACCCUCGGUAGUAUAUCAUUCACCUGAGGCUGGCAUUCGCACCAGAUUCUUCCAUACGUCGAGCCAGGAGCAUCUGCGAGUUUUGAAGCAAUCCAGGCGGCACAUGGAUUCCUGACGGCUGGAGACAGAGGCAGAGAAAUCCGCGGUAUCUCGAACAUUAGUCAUCGUCGCAGUCCACGAUGAUCGAGACCGAGCGCAUGACGACCCCGGCCUACAGCUUUGUGGACGUCAAGCCCGACGCGCCUCCGUCAAUGUACUCGACUCUGCGCCUUUUGGCUGUGUGCAGCCCUCGCUUGGCACUCAACACGGCGUGGGCGGCCCAAUGGGCGGCGCUUGGCCCGCUUCUCCAAGUGCUUCUCUCACCGUCGUCGGUGCAGCUCGUCCAGCUCGUGGGCCCGAUCUCUGGCCUCCUUCUCGCGCCUACUGUCGGCGUCUGGAGCGACAACUGUACCUCGAAAUUUGGUCGUCGUCGGCCCUUCCUCUGCCUCGGCGCGCUCCUCAGCUGCCUCUGCUGGCUCGUCAUGAUGUUUGCCGUCGAGAUCGGCGAGGCCCUCGGCGAUACGCCAGCGCAUCUCUUCGAUAGGUCGGUAGAGCCAUCGCGAGCCUGGACCGCGCGGGUCGUGGUGUUCACGUACGUUUGGAUGGACGUUGCGCUCAACUUGACGCAGACGCCGUUGACGCUGCUGAUCGCCGACUGCGCCGGGGACCGCCUCGUGACGGCGUCCGCCAUCGGCAGCGCGUACUCGAUCGCAGGCUCCUUUCUCGUAUCGGGCUACAUACUCGCGUUCGGCCCCGCGCACGAGAGCGUCAAGCCGUUCUUAUGCGUUCUUAUUGCCGCCAUGGCGACGACCAUCGGCCUGGUCAUGUUUGCAGCCAACGAGACACCGCGAAUCGACACGCAUUCGACGACGAGCACCUCAAAGGCCGCCUUCGCUGCCGUCUGGGACGGCGUCCGACGCCUUCCCCGUGUCCUCAGUGUCUACUGCGUCGUCCUCGUCUUUGUCCAAUAUGGCUUUUUCGCCUACAACGGCGCCAAGGGCCAGUUUUUCGGCCUCGUAGUCAAGAAUGGCAGUGCGUUUGGCGCUGAUACAUGCGGUCACGACAGCAACCCUCCGUGCAGCGCCGGACAGACGGCGUUCAAUGACGGUGUCGCGCUCGCGGGCGGCGCCACCGACACCAUGUACAACGUCGUGAGUCUUGUCUACUUGGGCGCACUGCCGGCGCUCGUGCGACGGUGCGGCGUGCAACGCGUUCUUAUUGCAUCGCUCCUUCCGCAGUCGCUGCUCAUCGUGUUGUCGAUCUCCAAGGUCAUUGUCCUCGACGUCGCGAUCGUUGUCGGCUGCAGCUUUACGCAAAACACACUUCUUGCUUUGUACCUCCCGACAAUCUGCCACGUCAUUGGCGUCGACGAAGACAUUGGUGUCUACGCCGGUGCAAUCAACUCGGCCAUGUGCGCUGGCCAAUUCUUCAGCUUUGUACUCGCGUCCGUCUUGGUGACGUCGUCCAUGGGCUACGGCCUCCCGAUCCUCGUCGGUGGGGUCAUGAGCUUGCUCGGUUUUGUCAUCGCCGCCAUGUUCUUUCGCAUCCAACUCUUCGCGUCAUAAAGUCUCUGUAUGUAAUGCCAUCAACAAGCGUUUCUGGGCAUCGCCUCGAUACGAAAGACAGCGAACAGCAAGCCGUGUAUAGUUAGUUAGUUGGCGGAGGAAGAACUAAAGUGACAACAGGAAUGGUGCGCUGCCAACG
Molecule: messenger RNA, 1785 nt
Organism: Saprolegnia diclina VS20
Lineage: Eukaryota; Oomycota; Saprolegniomycetes; Saprolegniales; Saprolegniaceae
Exons: 1
Coding region: 222-1646 (474 amino acids)
Cellular component (GO): membrane
Molecular function (GO): sucrose:proton symporter activity
Source: RefSeq, a predicted model, not a curated record